Molecule: messenger RNA, 2039 nt
Organism: Colossoma macropomum (tambaqui)
Lineage: Eukaryota; Metazoa; Chordata; Actinopteri; Characiformes; Serrasalmidae
Gene: ppp2cb
Product: protein phosphatase 2, catalytic subunit, beta isozyme
Exons: 7
Coding region: 438-1367 (309 amino acids)
Biological process (GO): peptidyl-serine dephosphorylation; mitotic cell cycle
Cellular component (GO): cytosol
Molecular function (GO): protein serine/threonine phosphatase activity
Source: RefSeq, a predicted model, not a curated record
UAUGAGGCAAACGCAGAGCGGCCAUUACACAGCGGGUUUCCCGGGGAAGGUCGGUGGAGCGGCGAGCCACCAAAAUAGACCAACGACAACGUGCUGGUCCCUUCGAGGCGUCCUCGAUCAGUACACCGUCAUCGGAAACCGUAGAGACGGAUGAACGCUCUGAGUCGUCUGUUUCACAGCUGUAACCAACCCACUUCGACACGUUAAUUAAAUAAUACCGGAAAAAAACAGUUUCGGUCCGCUAAGCUAGCUGGAGCGGCCGCCUGUACCGCUAAGCGAAAAUCUAGCUGGCUGGUCAGCGAGCGGAGGGGCUAGACGCAAAUAGCAGCACCGGUCCGGAGGGGGAUAUUAGCAAACGCUGCUGAAUCACAAAACUAACGUCCAGCCUCUAAAAGCCAUAGGGAAGAGUCCGUUUUACCUUUCAAGACGAGCUCGGAAUGGAUGAUAAAGCCUUCACUAAAGAAUUAGACCAGUGGGUCGAACAGCUGAACGAAUGCAAGCAGCUCACGGAGAACCAAGUGCGGACUCUGUGCGAGAAGGCUAAAGAGAUCCUAACUAAGGAGUCAAAUGUGCAGGAGGUGCGCUGCCCCGUCACAGUCUGUGGCGAUGUGCAUGGGCAGUUCCAUGACCUCAUGGAGCUGUUCAGAAUUGGAGGGAAGUCGCCUGACACCAACUACCUGUUUAUGGGCGACUAUGUAGACAGAGGCUACUACUCCGUGGAAACGGUUACACUUCUUGUCGCGCUUAAGGUCCGUUUUCCUGAGCGCAUCACAAUAUUGCGUGGCAAUCAUGAGAGCAGACAGAUUACACAGGUGUAUGGAUUCUAUGAUGAGUGUUUGAGGAAAUACGGCAACGCAAACGUCUGGAAGUACUUCACAGACCUCUUUGACUACCUACCCCUCACAGCCCUGGUUGAUGGACAGAUCUUCUGUCUCCAUGGUGGGUUGUCUCCAUCAAUAGACACACUGGAUCACAUUCGUGCUCUAGAUCGUCUCCAGGAGGUGCCUCAUGAGGGCCCCAUGUGCGAUCUGCUGUGGUCAGAUCCCGAUGACCGUGGAGGCUGGGGGAUCUCUCCUAGGGGUGCUGGUUACACUUUUGGACAAGACAUUUCUGAAACUUUCAACCAUGCCAAUGGUCUUACUCUGGUCUCUCGUGCCCAUCAACUUGUCAUGGAGGGAUACAACUGGUGUCAUGAUAGAAAUGUUGUCACCAUAUUCAGUGCGCCAAACUACUGCUAUCGCUGUGGCAACCAGGCUGCCAUAAUGGAACUGGAUGAUACUCUUAAAUAUUCCUUCCUUCAGUUUGAUCCUGCACCUCGGCGCGGAGAGCCCCACGUCACCCGCCGCACCCCUGAUUACUUCUUAUAAACACACACACUGGCCUGAUGUAGGAACACGACCUCUAAAGCAAACAACAAAACAACAACAAAUCCCGACAUAUAUACAUAUUCAUCCCACCGCGUGUAUAUAUAUGGGGAUGUGUUACGACAUGACAUGAAAGCACUAACAUGGACCAAAAUGUGCCAUACAAGCAUUUAAUGCAGAAAUACAAAUUGCCCUGUGUCUCAGUACUGCUACACAGUGUCCCGUUUAGCCUAUAGUGCAAUUGCCUGCUGUAUACUAUGGAUAGUAAUGUUCUCUUUGUUCUUGAAUUGUACAUUACUCUGAGCAAAAAAGUGAUAUUUAGCUUUUCCCCCCUUCGGUAUCACUGGACAAAAUGAUGUACUUUAAGUUGGCAAUGCCAGGCAUGUGAAAUAAGGUAACAUUUUAUACCAGUGCACAAGCUUACAUCCUUUCCUGUCUUCACCAAAAAAGAAACACUAUGCUAUUGGGAAUGAAUGCUUAAUCUGAGGGAGAAGCCUCUUCCUUUUUGGGAGUGUAUGCUUUCAUGUAUAUGAAGCCCUAUCUUAACUCAACUGUUCCCCCUUUGUCUAAUCUUACCAUUUUUUGUGUUUACUGUCUUUUCCGUGUAUUUGUCAUGAAGUGAUUGCCUCUUCUUUGGUGUAUUUGAACUAAUAAAGUACUUUUAAUCGCAACCUA